AUGGAAGCUGCUAGACGACGAGGUCUAUUACGUGAUGAUGCUGGAUAUGAAAGAUGUAAGGCUGAAGUAGUACUCUUCCAGAUGCCACAACAGCUAAGAACAUUACCCUGUGUGAUACUCCUAUAUUGUAACCUAACAACACCAAUAGAACUCUGGAAUUCAUUUAAAGGAUAUAUGGCUCAAGACUUCAUGCAACAUGCUGAUGCUGAAACAGCAGAAGCAAUGACAUUCUAUGCAACAAUUGAAAAAAGCUGGAAGAACAAGGUCAAAGAUGUAGCGAUUUUGCUAUAA
Messenger RNA from Rotaria socialis, 291 nucleotides. The record is from the annotation of a GenBank genome assembly. NCBI's taxonomy places the organism in Eukaryota, Metazoa, Rotifera, Eurotatoria, Philodinida, Philodinidae.